AUGGCACCAGCAGAAAAUGCGAAGAAAGUUGUUAAGAAAGCUAUUAAAAUGAAAGAUCCUGUGAAUCAGCUGGAUUGUUAUCCACCUUUUGAGGAUAGGAGAACACUUGAUGGAGAACUUAUCAGUUUCAAAACUUGUUGGGCUACCCAUCUGACGGAAGAGGAGUCCAAUUGGGCUUUCGAUCUUUUCAAAGAGAACAUGUACGAUCUGUAUACCAAGUCGCAAUGGGGAUGGGAUCCAGAAUCUAAGAAACAAGAAUUAGGAGCAACAACAGCUAGAUAUCUCGUUGCUUACAAUGCUACUGGUGAUAGAGUAGGGUAUGCUCACUACAGGUUCGAUGUUGACCACACUGCUCCUGUAGUUUAUUGUUAUGAGAUUCAAGUUUGUGAGAAGUAUCAGAAGAAGGGUAUAGGAUCUUUACUUAUCCAGACAUUAGAAAAUCUUUGUGCAAGGACUGGAAUGGAAAAAGUCAUGGCUACAGUUUUUGCAUUCAAUGCUAAAUCCUUAGGAUUCUUCCAUAAGCUUGGUUAUGAAGCUGAUGUCACAUGUCCCGACGAGAACAGAGGACUGGAUUACUUAAUUCUCAGUAAAGUUAUCGAUUGA
This is a messenger RNA of Auanema sp. JU1783, 603 nucleotides long. NCBI's taxonomy places the organism in Eukaryota, Metazoa, Nematoda, Chromadorea, Rhabditida, Rhabditidae. The record is from the annotation of a GenBank genome assembly.